Trypanosoma theileri is the source of this 423-nucleotide messenger RNA. RefSeq names its product pterin-4-alpha-carbinolamine dehydratase. The annotation marks the transcript as partial. The transcript has a single exon. NCBI's taxonomy places the organism in Eukaryota, Euglenozoa, Kinetoplastea, Trypanosomatida, Trypanosomatidae. The record is from RefSeq and is a predicted model, not a curated record.
GUGAUUCCACUCUUUUCCACUGAACAUGCUGUGGAGGAGCCCACACUACUGGACAACACGGGAGAGUUACCAGUCGCUUUACACACCACAACUACAAGAACCUCAACAUCCUCUUCAACGCCAACAGGAACACCACCACCUGCGUCUGGUGGUAUGUACACAGCCACUCGUAUUAAAUAUCGUCAAGCCCCUCAUCGUAAUACUUCUAAUCUGGAAGAUGUUGCCACAAGUAUUAUUGCAGCUGCAGGACUCCCUAUGUCUAUGAUCUCUCUUGCGGAUUACAUCACGGAAGGACAACCACAAUUGCCGUAUGUGUGUAGUGGAAGUGAAGUGAAUGCGGUGGGUCAGUCUUAUACACAAAUACAUCCACCACCGCAGGGAUGUUCAUGGUUUCCACCACGGUCUUCUGGUAAUAAUCAUAAU